AUGACUUUCAACACAGCCAGUAUCACCUUCAACACCAGCCAACAUCGCUUCAACAGCCACAAGCCAAACAUUAACCCCAACAACAAGCUCAAAUUACAAACAUACUCCAACCCAUACAUUAACACACCAACAUUAACUCCAACACCAGUCAACAUACCUCCAACACCAGUCAACCUCACCUCCAACACAAGCCAACAUCACCUUCAACAACAGCCAACAUUACCUCCAACACCAUUCAAGAUUACCUCCAACACAGCACAUACCUCAACAUUACUCCACACAAAAUCAGCUCCAACACCAUCAACAUUACCUCCAACACCAGUCACCAUUACCUCCAAACCAGCAACACCUCCAACACCAGUCAACAUUACCUCCAACAAUAGUCAGCAUCAUUUUCAACACCAGCAAACAUUACCUUCAGCACCAGUCAACAUUACCUCCAACACAGUCAACAUUGUCCAACACCAGUCACAUACCUCCAACACCAGUCAACAUUACCUCCAACACCAACCAACUUUACCUCCAACACCAGCCAACUUUACCUCCAACACCAACCAACUUUACCUCCAUCACCAGUCAACAUCACCUUCAACACCAGCCAACAUUACCUCCAACACUAGUCACUAUUACCACCAACACCAGUCAACAUUACCUUCAACACCAGCCAACAUUGCCUGCAACAACAUUCAACAUUGCCUCCAACACCAGUCAACAUCACCUCCAACACCAACCAAUAUUAUCUCCAACACCAGCAACAUUACCUCCAACACCAGCAAACAUUACCCCCAACACCAAUCAACAUUGCCUCCAACACCAGCCAAUAUCACAUCCAACACCAGCAAACAUAAUCUCCAAACAUCAACAUUCUCCAACACCAGCAAAUGUGUCCAACACCAUUACCUCCAACACCACGUCAACAUUACCUCCACACACUUACUCAACAUUACCUCCAACACCAGUCAACAUUACCUCCAACACCAGUCAACAUUACCUCCAACAUCACCACCUCCAACACAACACCAGCAAACAUUACCCCAACAGCAACCAACAUACCUCCAACACCACCUCCACAUCCAACACCACAACUGUCCACACCAUGCAACAUUACCUCCAAAACCACCAAUUACCUCCAACCCAACGCUAUCAGCAACACCAACCAACAUUACCUACUCACCAACGCAACAUAUCUCCAACACCAACCAACAUUAUCUACAACACCAACUAACAUUAUCUCCAACACCAGUUGACAUUACCUCCAACACCAGUCAACAUCACCUCCAACACCAUCCACGUUACCUAUCCAACCAGUCAACAUUUCCUCCAGCACCAGUCAACAUUACUCCAACACCAUCCAACAUUACCUCCAACACCAUCCAAUAUUACUUCUAA
Messenger RNA from Penaeus vannamei (Pacific white shrimp), 1389 nucleotides. The record is from RefSeq and is a predicted model, not a curated record. Lineage: Eukaryota; Metazoa; Arthropoda; Malacostraca; Decapoda; Penaeidae.